AUGCCGCAGUGUGGCACGGCACGGUAGUUCAGUGCAGCUGCGGCUGGCCGAGCGUGCGGCAUGUGCGCCAAGUCGCAAAGUUUCUGGGAACGGCACGAGCUGAAGUUCUACAGGUAUGGCCACAUCUAUGCGAGCAUCUGCGGCCAGGUGAUCAUAGACUAUGCGCCGCAGCAGCCGAUGCGGGCGCCGUUCAAGUCGCUGCUCAUCGCCUACAGCCACGCGCUGAGCCUGCUGCUGAUUGUCGUCCUGCCCGGCUACUUUGGCUACAACUACCGCGCGCUCACUGCCACGGCGGACCGCCGCAUGCAGCUGGUGCUGUACGUGGGCCUCGCCAACACGCUCAUCAAGUACGCCACCGUGAUUGUCACCUAUGUGGCGAACACCUGCCACUUCGAGGCCAUCAACCGGCGCUGCUCGCUGCAGCGCGCCCGCCUCCAGGCGUCGUUCGCGGCCAGCUACCGUGCAUCCGGUUGGCCCAAGCGCCGCUUCGAGCUGUUCAUGUACCUCAAGUUCGUGCUGAUUAACCUGAUGAUGAUUGUCCAGAUCUGUGCGAUCUUGGCCGUUGCCCGCAUCGACAGAGCUGGAGAGUCAGACUCGGACUCAGACUCGGCUUCUGGCCAAGGGAGGCGACUGCGUAUUCAGUUCGCCAUCUACGCCUUCGUCCUGUGGAACUAUACGGAGAACAUGGCCGACUACUUCUACUAUGUGAACAGCUGUGUGCUGCUCUACUUUCGCCUGCUCCACAUGCAGCUGCAGGCCGAGCUCGAGCAGCUGCGGCGAUUGGGCCGCGGCAGGCUGUUGCUCGGCGUUCGGAUUGGGUUGCUGCGGCAGCGCUACGCCCAGAUACACGCUCUGUACACGGAUAGCUUUCGCAUGCAUCAGUUCCAGCUGCUGGGCCUGAUGCUGGCCACGCUGAUCAACAACCUGACCAAUCUGUUUACCAUCUUCAAUCUGCUGGCGAGGAGCUCGCGCGCCUUCAUCUCCCUUCCGGUUGCAGUGAGCGGCCUCUAUGCGCUGGGCUUCUACCUGGACACGUACUUGGUGUCGCUGGUUGGCGAGCAUAUCAAGGUGGAGCAGACGCGUCUGGCCCUCACCGUGCGCCAGUUCAGUGACUCUCCGGCAAGCCUGAACCAAGAGGUGCCCCAACCAAACUAUGCACCGAUUCCAAUUGGAUGCCAGUUAGCUAACCAUUUGUCAAUUGUCUUCCAGCUGGAACAGUUCUCGCUGCUGCUGAGGCACUGCCGCCAGCCGAUGCUCUGCGGCCUGGUGCAUCUGGAUCGUCGUCUCAUCUAUCUAAUUUCCGUAACGGCCUUCUCCUACUUCAUUACGCUCGUCCAGUUCGAUAUAUAUCUGCGCACGCAGCACAACAAAUGA
This is a messenger RNA of Drosophila navojoa, 1374 nucleotides long. RefSeq names its product Gustatory receptor 10a (gene Gr10a). Gene Ontology annotation, biological process: sensory perception of taste. Gene Ontology annotation, cellular component: membrane. NCBI's taxonomy places the organism in Eukaryota, Metazoa, Arthropoda, Insecta, Diptera, Drosophilidae. The record is from RefSeq and is a predicted model, not a curated record.